Zasmidium cellare ATCC 36951 is the source of this 1314-nucleotide messenger RNA. RefSeq lists its product as uncharacterized. The coding region runs from base 1 to 1314 and encodes 437 amino acids. The record is from RefSeq and is a predicted model, not a curated record. The transcript is spliced from 5 exons. Lineage: Eukaryota; Fungi; Ascomycota; Dothideomycetes; Mycosphaerellales; Mycosphaerellaceae.
AUGCUCUACAACAUGCACUGCCAUGGUAUUCGCGUCGCCGCAACUCGCGCAUGCCGUUAUGCGGCUUCCUCGCUCGGCGUUCCCGACGUGCACAUCCCCUACUUGCACCGCCGCUGCCUGCUCAGAGGCGGGGUGCUGGAGCUCCAGCGAGAAAUUUGCUCAGUCCGUGCGCGGAGUCCGUGCGGGCUGUUUCCCUCAAUCCCCCAGCUUUCCUCCUCCUCCUCCUCUCUUUCUCUCCCCAGUACCACACCACACACCGAAGAGGGAACGGACUACUCUCACAAGCUCCGCCUGAUUGCAGUUCCAAGCCGGGGACGCCCGCGUCUUGUGUUCUUGCACAAAGGGCGUUUGACGCUGCCGAGGGUGGGAAGGGAACUUCAGGUGGGCAUUCAACAUGCCAGCAUUCAACAUGCACCGAGUGGGAAGCACGGCACCCCGGUGUCUCCAGACGCAUGGCCGCAGAUAGCUCCCUUCGAUAGCUCGCCUCCAGUGACAGCCGUCGCUGGCGGACCAGCGACGGCUGCCACACCUUGCGUGACAUGUCUCCUCCAUGGAGCGGCGGACUUGGACAAAAGCCCUCAUUUCGAAGAGGCCAUCAGCACCUCAUUGUCGACGAGGUUUUCAAGCCCUCAUGUCGAAGAGGCCUCAAGCCCUCAUGUCGAAGAGGCCGUCAGCACCUCAUUGUCGACGAGGCUUCAAGUCCUCAUGUCGAAGAGGCCUGUAAGCCCUCAUGUCGAAGAGGCCGAGGCUCAAAGCCCUCUUGUCGACGAGGCCAUCAGCACCUCAUUUCGAAGAGGCUCAAAGCCCUCUCGUCGACGAGGCCAUCAGCACCUCAUGUCGGAGAGGCUCAGCACCUCAUGUCGAAGAGGAUUCAAGACCUCAUUGUCGACGAGGCCAUCAGCACAAGCCCUCAUGUCGAAGAGGCCAUCAGCACCUCAUUUCGAAGAGGCCCAAGACCUCAUUGUCGACGAGGCAUUGUCAAGACCACGUUGUGGCUACAAGAGUGAUGCCCGGCCGGAGGACAUGAGGCGGACUUCGUUUCCACCGCCGCCAUGUCCUCCAGCGGCCUGCCCUCACUUCCCCUGGUCCCCUCCCCUCUUGUUCUUCAUUCAUGAUCGGCCACGCCGGCCUUCGACGCCGACCGACGGCGGCAUCCUCGCUCUUCGACUGCGAGAUGCUCAGAGAAGUAUACCCUUUUGCGUUCCCACUGACUUCGGCAGCAUUACUGUUGGGUUGUUGGCUUUCGUGCUUGUUGGCUCCGGUCACAAGUACACUUUCCUCCGGGUUGGGUCGUCGGGCACUUUGUGCCAGUAG